GAGGAUACUGUCGAAAUCAAAAAGUGGCAUUCAUUAAUACAGGAAUUAGUAGUCAGGGUGAAGAAAUGAUUAGCAUCUCUAAAUAUUUCACUUAGCAUAAUUAGACUGUUUCUAAGCACGUGCACGGCUCCGUCAGGCUUCAACAAACUGACAUUGAAAAUGCUAAAAGACAUACGGCAGGUGCUGCGGCUCAUCAUGCUAACGGGAAAACUACGACGACAUAGUGUUUUAAGGGCUACUGGGGGGCUUCUGGUGCUCUUUUGGACUGAAACGGGGAAUUCUGUUCAAAUAAUAAACUGUACUGUUGCAGCUGCUGGUCUGUGGUGUGCAGGGACUGAAAUGAAAGCACUUCAGUUGGAUUUAAAGAAGAGCAUGUCUUGCUGUAUGUGGCCUUGCCCAGAGCCUGAUCCUGAGGAACUGAGUGCCUUCACCGAUCUGUAUGGUUCUCUCAGAUUACUGUUGUCUUUUCAGAUGAAAGACAUAAGACAUUACACUCCGGACUGGCAAGCCCACAUACAGACAUUUCUUCAAGCAUUUAGUUUGGCAAAUGCAGGGAUAAAAAUUUAUCUCAAAUUCAAAUUAAAGGACCAGACGUUACUGCGUGAAAUUAGAGUCAAGCUCAAGCGUAAAGUUGCACAGGCAGACCAGUCGUCCGUGAUCCUGGAUGUGUCUUCCUCUGCACAGCCUCCACAUUACGUGAAGAAAGGAUGCUGGUGUCAGGGAGGACAUCCUGUCAUUGGAGGCAAGUUGCCACUCAGCAUCCCACCACAAGCCAUGGAUCAAGGUCUUUUCGGGGAGCUCAGUGUCCAGCUUGUUACACUCUUGAACCCUUGUGUGCUGCAGUACCCUAAUCUACCUACAGAGCUGACAACCAUACAAGUGUUGGUAUACAACCCCAGUAAUAUUCCUGUGCCAGGUCCAUCUGGCUUUUUCCAAAACCUUCCUUCUGCUCUUGACUGUCAACAGCUGGGUUUGGACAGACUUGACUGCUCCUCCUUUAAAGGUUGUGUGCACAGUAUUGGUACCAUUUACACAGUAGAACAAGAAAACUGGGAUGAUCCAGAGCAAGAAUCAAGUCAUUCAAGUCAUCUCCCAGUGCCUCAGAGUCUCCUGCUCUUCCUCUUCUUACAGCAUAGUGACCCCUUCAUCUCCCAGGUCACUGACCUCAUUGCUGCAGAUGUUUUGAUAGAGCACCACCUGGAGGAUAUUUUGAGUAACAAUAAGCAGGCCGUCACAGCUGCCCUGCAGACUGAACUGUGGAACACAAUGAAAGCACAAAAUCACAGAAAAAAGCAACAAGGGAGGCUGCAUUCAGCGGCUGAGGUGAUUCUCAGUUCCACCAUCAGUAUCGUGAGCUGCAGCAGCAACAUGGACUUCAGAAAUGCUUGUUUGAAGCGCAUGAAGGUGUGUGACACUCAUGAGCUGUCAGCUUCCCUCCGCGAAUCACUGUGGAAAGUGACAUCAUGGAAAUUCCUUCCCAGGAGCAGGUGCUGCUUCACUCAGUCGGAGGAACAUCCUGAGUGCAGCGAACCCACGAGAACAGAAAUCUGAGGAUGUCUGUGUUUGUCUUGAAAAGGUUGGGUUCUGACUGUGAAGGCAAUUUAGAAUUUAAAAUAUGUUUCCAUUUUAAAAUGUGCUGGUUAUAAAACUAUAGCUGUUAAAUCUUUAAGUACAUUGUUAAGACAAUAGUUUGUAAUACGCCAAGUGUGACUGAUUUAUUUAAUGCUUCUCUUGCAAACACCUGGAUGAUUAUUCCACAGUAAGAUGUACAUUUUCCAACGCUGGUCUAAAUUGAACUAACUUGGUUGUGAUAGUCCUACCUAAAAUAAACAAUGAGCUAGAAAGCAUAAUAUUUGUAGAUUUAACUGUAUCCUUAUGUCUGUAUCCUUAUUGAUGGUGUAAAGUUGCAUUGCCGUGCUAAAGUACAGCCAAAGAAGUCAAACUGGAACAACUACAUUGUUUAACAGCCAUGAAAGUGAUUCUGAAGAUUUUUGAAAAUUUUGUUUUACUUCUAUUUAAAAAAUUACAUAGUGAUGGAUUCACAUCUGUAUAUUCAGCUAAAUGUUUAUUGAACUAGUUCAUUUUCACACAGCAUGUUUUGGUAUGUAUUUCUUAUUACAUUUGCAAGUAUAUAAUAAACAAUGUGCAAAAAAAUGUUUACUUUUUAAAUUUUUUUCUUAAGCAUUAAAUAAAAGUGGGGAUGUGAAAAUAGCACUUACAUGUGAAAUACAAGAUGAUGGUGUUAAUUAAAGGUUCAUUUGAUUGGUUGUUUAAACCCACUCUAGACUUUAUAUUGAAAGAAAAGAAAUCUUCAAUUAUAAAAAUUGUCAUUCAGGUUUAGAUUUCAAGAAAUAAUCACUUUAUAAUCAAAAUGAAAGCAUUUCGUAAAUUUAACUUUGGCAGUUCACAGGUGACAGCUUUCAACACAUUUAUAUGGACUUUCUCUAAAUUUAAGGGGGGAUGUAAUUAUAGUUGUCCUGUGUUUCCAGGGCACUGGAUAUUUGCGGAAUGUGUGUAAUCGUCCAAAUUUCACCUUUAUUGUAACUUUACAGAUCAGGAAGUUGUGUUUGUUAGACCUGGGGAGUUUUUAAUCUAUAUUGCCCUAAAAUGACAAUAAUAAUCAUCGUGGUAUUUGAUGUUUCAAAUGUUAAGAGCUAUACAUGUCUUUCAAUAAACUGGAUAAGUAUAUUAUUUUAGGAGACCUUGAAUGGAACGUCUAUAAGUAGAGAGAGUCUAUAAGUAGUUUUUAUUUUUGUGGUGCGCCGACUUCCGCUUACUACGUUCAACGUGACGCAACUUCCGGCCGCCAACACACUCAGACCGUUUUCGCGCUAAAGUGAAAUGGCGAUGUAAUAUUAGCAUUUAUUUCGUAUAACUGCAUAUUAGCAGCCUACUUUUUGUUAACUACUGUA
Molecule: messenger RNA, 2912 nt
Organism: Melanotaenia boesemani (Boeseman's rainbowfish)
Lineage: Eukaryota; Metazoa; Chordata; Actinopteri; Atheriniformes; Melanotaeniidae
Gene: top6bl
Product: DUF4554 domain-containing protein
Exons: 14
Coding region: 160-1551 (463 amino acids)
Biological process (GO): meiotic DNA double-strand break formation
Source: RefSeq, a predicted model, not a curated record